UGCCUAUGCGCGCCUAUGCUGGGCCCUGCCCUCCGAAGCAGCUUUCCGGUGGCUCCGCCCGCGGCCCAAUUUCCAAGCGACUGUUUCCCGGCGACCGUGCGGGUGGGGCGGUCUUGUUCCCCGCCCGCCCCGCCUGCCAGCGUCCGCGAGGCCCCGCCUCUGGUUCGGUGCGGGAGCCGGGCCUGCCUGUGGCUGAGACCGCGCGCUGCUGGGGCGGGUCCGCAUUGGCAGAGGCAUGGCACGCGUGGCCUCUGGGGUCAGCAGCACCGCGGGUGGGCAACGUCCCUUCUCUGGGCCUCAAUUCCCGCGUCUGUAAAACGGGGGCGAGAACGGAGCUUCAGGGCAGUACCUCCUGAUAUCGACAAGCAGUACGUGGGCUUCGCCACACUGCCCAAUCAGGUGCACCGGAAGUCUGUGAAGAAGGGCUUCGAUUUCACGCUUAUGGUGGCGGGUGAGUCGGGCCUGGGGAAGUCCACGCUGGUCCACAGCCUCUUCCUGACCGACUUGUACAAGGACCGGAAGCUGCUCAGUGCUGAGGAGCGCAUCAGCCAGACCGUAGAGAUCCUGAAGCACACGGUGGACAUUGAGGAGAAGGGGGUCAAGCUGAAGCUCACCAUUGUAGACACACCGGGCUUCGGGGAUGCUGUCAACAACUCUGAGUGCUGGAAGCCCAUCACCGACUACGUGGACCAGCAGUUUGAGCAGUAUUUUCGUGACGAGAGUGGCCUCAACCGCAAGAACAUCCAAGACAACCGUGUGCACUGCUGCCUCUACUUCAUCUCCCCUUUUGGACACGGGCUGCGGCCAGUGGAUGUGGGUUUCAUGAAGGCUCUGCAUGAGAAGGUGAACAUUGUGCCGCUCAUCGCCAAAGCUGACUGUCUCGUCCCCAGCGAGAUCCGGAAGCUGAAGGAGCGGAUCCGGGAGGAGAUUGACAAGUUUGGGAUCCACGUGUACCAGUUCCCUGAAUGUGACUCUGACGAGGAUGAGGACUUCAAGCAGCAGGAUCGGGAACUGAAGGAGAGUGCGCCCUUCGCGGUUAUCGGCAGCAACACAGUGGUGGAGGCCAAGGGGCAACGGGUCCGGGGGCGACUGUACCCCUGGGGGAUCGUGGAGGUGGAGAACCAGGCACACUGCGACUUUGUGAAGCUUCGCAACAUGCUGAUCCGCACACACAUGCAUGAUCUCAAGGACGUGACAUGCGACGUGCACUAUGAGAACUAUCGCGCGCACUGCAUCCAGCAGAUGACCAGCAAACUGACCCAGGACAGCCGCAUGGAGAGCCCCAUCCCCAUCCUACCACUGCCUACCCCGGAUGCUGAGACAGAAAAGCUCAUCAGGAUGAAGGAUGAGGAGCUAAGGCGCAUGCAGGAGAUGCUGCAGAAGAUGAAGCAGCAGAUGCAGGACCAGUGACCCCAACCCAGCCCCACAUUGCCAUGGAUAUACUGCCAGUUUCCAGGCUGGCCCUUCCCGUCCCUGGACCCCAACUGGCCUGGACUCCACCCUGGAAUAAAUCUGGAUCUCCAACAGG
Panthera uncia (snow leopard) is the source of this 1528-nucleotide messenger RNA. It is a transcript of the gene SEPTIN5, whose product is annotated as septin 5. Gene Ontology annotation, biological process: cytoskeleton-dependent cytokinesis; regulation of exocytosis. The record is from RefSeq and is a predicted model, not a curated record. Gene Ontology annotation, cellular component: cell division site; septin ring; synaptic vesicle. The transcript has 11 exons. NCBI's taxonomy places the organism in Eukaryota, Metazoa, Chordata, Mammalia, Carnivora, Felidae. Gene Ontology annotation, molecular function: GTP binding; molecular adaptor activity; GTPase activity. The coding region runs from base 16 to 1410 and encodes 464 amino acids.